This is a messenger RNA of Dreissena polymorpha, 1393 nucleotides long. RefSeq lists its product as uncharacterized. Bases 181 to 936 code for a protein of 251 amino acids. The transcript has a single exon. The record is from RefSeq and is a predicted model, not a curated record. Lineage: Eukaryota; Metazoa; Mollusca; Bivalvia; Myida; Dreissenidae. Gene Ontology annotation, molecular function: nucleic acid binding; zinc ion binding.
UAGUAUGGUUUAAUACGUGUUAUUUAGAAGAGAGAUUAUGGUAAUGGUUUAGCGUGUAUAAUGCACGGGUUUUGUGUGCAUGUUUUAGCGCGAAAGUGCACGAGUUUUUCGUUUUGGGGUAUAUAUGAUUUGCACAUCUAGUGAGACGCCAUUCGAUGGUUGUUUUUGACAGGCAUAGUUAUGGAGCAAGAAAACGAAAGGGCGGAGGGCAGUUUAUCAAUAAUGACGGAAAUUCAGAGCCUGUUGGACAGAAAACUUUCGGACCUUCGAAAGGAUUUUCAAUUAGAAGCGGAAUGGGUUGCAGAAAAUUCGAGAAAAAGGGUUAGACUUGAUAGUUCUGUUUCUUUCAAUAACAUUGGUAACAAAAAGCAAUUUGAUUUCAAUAAUGAACUUUUUGACAUUGCGAACAUGUGUGAAAAGGCUCUUUCGUUAAGAGAUGUGUCCAAGGCGGUUGAUUUAAUGAAGGAACUGAAAGAUAAAAUUCAGCAUCGUAAUAAGAUAAUUAGAAUUGCUGACAGUUCAUCUGCAGGUUGGAACACUGUCAAUGAGUAUGAGAUGAUUGACUAUGCAUCUGAUUCGGAUGAUGAUAGAAAAAUUCGUAAGGCAGAGGAAAGAGCGGUUGCAAAAGCUGAUAAGCGAAAGAAAGCAAUGUUAAAUUCCACUGUUAAUUAUAAUGCUUUUCGAAACUCAACAUCCUAUAGUCAAGAAGGUCGCGGCAGAGGUAGAGGCAUUUUCAUGGGGCGGCGUUUCGACCAGCUGGGAGAAGUCUUGUGUUACAAGUGCGGCAAUGUCGGACACUUCGCUUUCGGUUGUGCGGUCAACGUUGGGGCUCCCGGAAACGUUAUCGGUCGAGGACGGAGAGUACCACCACCGGCCACAGUCUCUUCAGCUGCCCAACAGCAGCAAUUGGUACAACAGAAGCAGGAACAACAGUGACAAACGAACAAGGCAGGAUGAAAUGGACAGUGAUGCUAAGUAUUUGAUUUUUUUGUGAUUAUGGUGAUACAUUAGAGACGCAUUUUUCUUAUGCACUUGAUUUCAAAAAUAAAUGUUUAAUGUCUGAAAAAUCUGUUAAGAGUAGGUUGAAACAUUCUAUUGAAUUUUGGCGGUCUACUAUCAGUGCUAAUGCAGACAUUAUUAACGUAAUUGAGCACGGUUAUGUUUUACCAUUUAUUAUUAAGCCUCCUACUUUUAUAAUGAAAAAUAAUAAAUCAGCUUUAGACAAAAAUGAAUUUGUAGAGGAAGCCAUUUAUGAACUUAUUUCGAAAAAUUGUGUUUAUGAGGUUCCUUUUAUUCCCCACAAUGUGAAUCCUUUGUCCGUUGCAACAAAUUCUUCUGGCAAGAAAAGAUUGAUUCUGGAUAUGAGUGUUUUAAAUACUUUUAUAAAGUAUAA